CGCGUGAAUGAUUGAGUAGCCGUUGCGCCUAAUCCACCGAACACUACAAAUACAACAAACAAUCAACGUUGUUUCAAUCUUUCUUUGUUUCUCAAUCUUGGUUAUUCUCAAUCUUUCUGUCUUCUCAAUUUUUCUGUCUUCUCAAUUUUUCUGUCUUCUGUUCUGAACAAACGACAAUAACAACAACUUUGUUUCGACCUCUCAUUUCUCUCUAAUAAUCUUUUUCUCAAUCUUUGAUGUGUUCUCUUCUGAUGGACUCACCACAUUCAUCACCAUGUUCUCAGAUUUCAUUUACGUCACCCCCAGCGGCACGAAACCUAAUAAGAAACGAAAGAUACAGUUUUUAGAUGAUGAGACUCCUCACAUGAUCACACUAUCGUCACCUCAUCAUACUUCCUCACCACCGCAGAAAACACGCUUACGGUUAAUGGAUGAAAUUAUUUAGCUUGGUGAGAUGCGAUUAGAACUGUUUCGUCUCAUCAACAACACUCAAGAAGCUAUGGAUGCUGAAAGAAAGAGGAAAAUCGCAAUCUUGAUGUCAUUUAGAUAAUAACUAACAACUUUUUAUUCAUUUCAAUUGAUUUUGUUAGACUUGUUGGUCACUGUCAGUUUUACUUGAUUGUCAGAGUCUUUGCAGGCAGGUAUCACAACCUUGGUAUGCUCACAUCAUGAAUAUAUCAAAAUCAGUCUUAAAGUCAUUACAGAUACUACUUUCCAAAUACAAUGAGCUGUUUCUGAGUGGAAUGGAUGAACACAAGGCACUGGCUUUGGGACCUGAAGGGCCACUUGUGGAAGAGUUUUGGGACAACGUGAGAAGGUAUGGAUUGUAUGCACUAACUGUUAGUACAGGUGCUAUUUAUACAAUCAUGGUGCCUAUAUUUGAGCUUCUCAAGAAUCCAAUAACUGCGAUUCUUAUUGUGGCUAUUUUUGGUGGUGGGUUUUACGUUGUUUCUCAGUUUCUUUCUGCUAUGGUUGGUAUUUCGGAUUUUAGUUAUGAUUAUGGAAACUAGACAUAUAGAUUCAUAUGUAGAUAGAUGAAAAAUCAAUUAUUAAUUAAGUUUAUGGAGGCUUGGUAUGUAUUAUGUAGUAUAAUUUUGCAUGCUGCAAGGUGAUUUUGAUUAUCUGCUUUCUGCUAUCAAUUAUGUUGUGAUAUGGUUGCAUUGGUUUAAAGGUAUAUUUGGUUGUUACAAACAUGGUUGU
Messenger RNA from Lathyrus oleraceus (garden pea), 1200 nucleotides. RefSeq lists its product as uncharacterized. Bases 669 to 1010 code for a protein of 113 amino acids. The transcript is spliced from 3 exons. The record is from RefSeq and is a predicted model, not a curated record. NCBI's taxonomy places the organism in Eukaryota, Viridiplantae, Streptophyta, Magnoliopsida, Fabales, Fabaceae.